Molecule: messenger RNA, 1612 nt
Organism: Eufriesea mexicana
Lineage: Eukaryota; Metazoa; Arthropoda; Insecta; Hymenoptera; Apidae
Product: TRAF3-interacting protein 1
Exons: 5
Coding region: 1-1296 (431 amino acids)
Biological process (GO): cilium assembly
Cellular component (GO): ciliary transition zone
Source: RefSeq, a predicted model, not a curated record
AUGAAUCGGUCGAAUGAAAGAGUUUCAAGACGAUGGAGUAUGCCGGAACCGUCAUGCAAAACUGAUUCGAGCAACACCGAGGAGUCUUCGUCGCUUACCGACAGCACGCAGUAUUCGCCAUACGUGCAACACACUAGUACGCCUGUUAGACCUAGAUGGUCAAAUUUAGAAGAGAUCAACAGGUCCCGACGGAGUCAACAAAAGAUCGACGACACGGAAGAGGCAUCUUCUGAUAAAAGGAGGAGACUUAAAAGGAUUCAGAGACAUAAAGAACAUGUCGUUCGCGAAAAAUAUCAGGAUGAUCACGAAAGGACCACUGAAAGACAGAAGGAUCGACACAAUCGUCGUGAUAAACGAAGAGAUAGCAGACGUUCCGAAGGCACCGUGAAUAAAAUCCAAGAAGAUACAUCCAGUUUAGAAUCGUCCGAGAAGAGCUAUGGCGAAAGCGAGUUGGAACGAUCGAAAAGGAGAAAAAGAAAUUUGACCGGGGAUAACGAAUUACCCAUUACGGAAAUCUUAAAGAGAUCGCAAGAAAAUGCAAAAACCAAGUACGAACAUCAGACACCAUUUCCUGUAUUAACCACGGAUAAAAUUUAUGUACAACAUAGGGGUGGUUUCAGUGCUAUUAAAAUUAAUAAAAAAAAAGAUCCUAGCAGUGAGAAAAAAAUUGAGAGGGAAAGUAGUGUCGAUAACGUUGAAGGACAAAAUUCUCCACUCAUAAAGGUGGCCAUCAUGGUUCAACAAUUCGCAAAGAACACCGGUUUUUUAUAUCAAGGUCUCCUGGGCGGUAUGGCGCUUAUGCAUUUUAUAAUAAUUUACGCAUUUUUUAAUAAUACCACGGAAUUCCUGAUAAAAUAUUCAACAACCGGUGAGAUUUACACCAACAUUUUCUCGUUUCUCGUGGCUAUGUGCAUCGUAUCUACGUUCGAUAAAUUCGAUUUGGCACGAUUCGAUAUGGAGCAUCUACGUGAACUUUACUUCGACUACAACAGAGCAGUAAUCGCAGUUCCUUUAUAUCUGAUCGUUUUCUGCCUUCAUCAAGUCGGUGCAGGGACCGACAAUCAUAUAAAUUUAAUACACUAUUACAAUUUCAACGAUUCCAUUUGCCAAAACGACACUAACGUUCAGUCUCUUUUGGACGAUUUGAAUAGUUGGCAGAAGAUAACUAUGUCGAAGGACUUACUUGCAGUGUUUGCCUGGUUGUUCGUAUCUCUUGGUACGAAGGACGAUUCGUUCCUCAUGUACCUACAGUCGAUGGAGAAGUACGCGAGUGACAUCGAGUCGUCCAGUCGGUAAACGAAUGGAAUUCUUUCCGGGAAAGACAUUUUUUUCGUCUCUUGCCAGCGUUUGAGGUUAGGAAACGCGGCGAUUACGAUUUUAUUGUUUAUUCGUAACAGAAUAGGGUCUGAUAUGUACAAUAUUUAUAAAGUUCUAGACUCUAACAGACAGUACACGUACACGUAAUAUCAAUAAAGACAAUAACAUUGAGAAUAAAAUAACAUAUGGCGCGACUGUGUUUGCAAUAGUAAAAUAUGUCAUUAGACUUUGUCUUGAGCGCGGCACCAAGUUGAAUCAACGAUUGCGCAACGGAAUUCUGUGCUUUUUAAUCAAA